This is a messenger RNA of Beta vulgaris subsp. vulgaris (sugar beet), 3466 nucleotides long. RefSeq lists its product as uncharacterized. NCBI's taxonomy places the organism in Eukaryota, Viridiplantae, Streptophyta, Magnoliopsida, Caryophyllales, Amaranthaceae. The record is from RefSeq and is a predicted model, not a curated record. The transcript is spliced from 4 exons. The coding region runs from base 363 to 2513 and encodes 716 amino acids.
GUUUUGUUCCAUGAAUCUACUUGUUUAGACGAUUUUGGUUGCGAAUUUUGUUGUGAAAUUGCGAUUUUUAAGAUUUACUUCAUGUGAUUAUUCAUGCAAUUGGUUUUAUGCGGUUGUUAUUGUUUGUUUCAUAUAAUUCAACUUAAUUUUUUCUUUAUCUCAUAUAUGUUAUUUCAUGUUUUUAGGUAUAAUUUACAUGUUACAAACUUAUGAUUCGAAUUUCUGGUAUAACUUGUUAAUGCAUGUUUGUUUCAUGGAAUUAACUAAAUGAUAAAGAAAAGUUAUGUUGCAAUUGGUAGAUUGUUCACUUGUUGUUUAUUUCAUCAGACCAAUUUUUUAAGUGUUGUGGCUGGAAAUCAGGAAUGAAUGACCUGGGCCCAGCGCGGCUGCCUCUCCUGCCCUGUCUCAGGGACGGACCUGUGAAGAGUUUGAAGCCUAUCCUGAAACUUUUGUAUUCACUGAUCUGUUCAUGUCUAAGUUAUGAAGUUUGUCAAGGCAAUCGCGAUAUAAAUGCGGCUAGAAAUAGUUUCAAGCUCGAAUUCGAAGAGAUAGUUACCGUUUCUGCUAGCUUGUUUAAAGAGCUUCAUGAAAGGUUGCUGUGUUGCUCAGAUGAUGCAUCAGUGGAUCUUGAUGUUGGAUUGGAUAUAACGCGAGUUGAUGGGGAGGAUUCAAGGGAAGAAUUGCUUUUGCUUUUAAGAUGUUGUAUUCUCAUGGUGAGAUUACAUCCAUAUGAUCAAAUACUCACCAAGCAAUUCCAGGUUGUUGUUGCUUUACUGCGCAAAUUGUGUCUUCAAAGUUUAUUGACUAGCAAAGAGAGAGGUUUAAUUAAGCUCAAUAAGCCGAUUUCUUCUCACAGAAUUUGUGGUAGCUGUACAAACUCAUCCUCUCUUAAUUCCAGUGUGCAAUCAUCUGACUUGUACCUGUGUUUUUUGCAAAAGAUGCUAGAGGUCUAUCUGGACGAGGUGUUUGUGGACCAACCUUUCCGAGAAUGUAUUGCAAUUUCAACCUCUUCAACCCAUCACAGCCUGUCUUUGUACUCCUCUAUACAGAUUGAAAUUGUCCUUGAAGUCAUUGCUGCUCAUUUUCUUAUGUCAAUUUCUGGUAAAGAUCAUGUCCUUCAAACUUUUACUGAAAGUCUGAUUUGGACAGAAAAACGUGUUCUUUCUUCUCCUGAAGUGAGCUUAGCUGUGGCGUCAUCAUUGAUUAAUCACCCUGUCAUGACAUCUUCCCCAAUACUUCUCCUUUCACAUCUGAUCUCUUUGGUGUCUGAGGUUAUUGGCAUCUGUGUCUUUCCAGAAAAAGGGGGCCCGAAGGUUAGAUUUGUGAAUAUCUAUCUAUCAACAUUUCAUGACUCGGUCAAUUUAUACUGCGAACACAUGUCUAAGCUGAUGACUGGUUCCUGUAGCUCUCGCAGAACUGUCCUGAGACCUUUCAACUCUCAUUUCCAGUCCGAGAUCCAUGAUAGAUUUAAUUUAAUGCAUGUUGAUUUGGAUAAUGCGUGGAGAAAACAAAGCAGCAGCAUGUUUAAGAAGACAAUUUAUAGCAUGGCAGUUGAUGCUAUUUCUUACUUAAAGAUGAAUCUUUGUAUUGUUGAUGAUACUUCCAGAGAUGAUGUGUUCUCCAUUCUUAGUUCAUUGAUUUCAAGACUUAUUUCUGUUGAAAUCGACGAGGUUCUAUUACAAAAGUUUAAGGAAAUCACUAUGCAAGACUUUUGCCUGCUGGCUUCAAUAUUGAAACUGAUGAGCAGCUCUUUGUUGCAAGCUAGUUGUUGUUUUGAUAAGAAGAGUUGUUUGGCAGCAUUGUUCAAGAGAAAGGAUGCACUUCCAGGCUACAGCUCUCUAGCUGGUCUGAUGAGUUUCUUUGUGCAGUACAACUUCCGUAUACCAAUUCAAGUCCAACAGUUCAUCGUUGAUGCCCUGAAGCCACAUCUUUCAACAUAUGAAGAACUGGAGUUCAUGCUUGUGCAUUUUGCUGGCUUUUUAUUAUUAUGCAUCGUCGGUGGGAUGCACAUCCUCAUGAGGGGAUGCUUGUCUUUUAUGCUGGUUCUGCUGAACACUUUAGCUUUGGAAUCAAGAACAGAGUCACCCACAUGUGUGGUUCCACAGGCCACUGUCAGUGGCUCUGUUGCUGGCAGUUCUAAUUCUUUUGGUAGAUCUCAAACGGUAAAUACAUCCAGCCUCAGAGUUGCAUCGAACUUUCGAAGAGAAAGACGAAAGUUGUUGAGGGAGGUGACAGCACCUGAAGUUUCAGAAAUAUCAGAUGAAGAAACUUGCAAUGGAGAGCUUUAUCUCAGGUGUUUGCUAAAGAACCGGGAGGAAAUUUCUGAGUUGGCUGACUUUAUUGAGUGCAAGCCAUGGAGAGACUACAAUGCUCGUCUUAUGUAUAAAGCUAAAACACAGCGCAGGAGAUUUCAAGAAUCUGGUAGGCGGUUGCGGCUUGCGAAGAGUUCCUUCAGAAGUGGAAGUAAAAGGAAGUUAAAAAGGAAAGGAUGUAGCAGUAUCAAGUACUUAUAAGUAAGAGACUACAAUGCUCGUCUUAUGUAUAAAGCUAAAAUACAGUGCAGAAGAUUUCAAGAGUGUGGUAGGCCGUUGCGGCUUGCGGCUUGCGGCUUGCGGCUUGCGGCUUGCGGCUUGCGGCUUGCGGCUUGCGGCUUGCGGCUUGCGGCUUGCGGCUUGCGGCUUGCGAAGAUGCAGGCUCAUAGUUCUUUCAGAAGUGGAAGUAAAAGGAAGUUAAAAAGGAAAGCAUGUAGCAGUAUCAAGUACUUAUAAGUAGAGACUACAAUGCUCGUCUUAUGUAUAAAGCUAAAACACAACGCAGAAGAUUUCAAGAGUAUGGUAGGCGGUUGCGGCUCGCAAAGAUGCAGGUUCACAGUUCCUUGCGAAGUGAAGUAAAACGAAGUUAAAAAGGAAAGCAUGUAGCAUAUCAAGUACUUAUAAGUAAGAUAUAGAAAACCCAAUCCAACUUUUGUAGGUGUCAAUCGGCUCGUCUUGGCUCGGCUAGUAUUUUGGCCUCGGUGAUGCAGGGGAUCGAGAGACAAGAAGGGCAAACAGAUUUAUGUAUCAGGAUUUUCUGUGAUGUCAUUGGUUGUGGUAUACCCCAUAAACAAAGGGUAACAGUCUCUAUACCGAUUUCCUUGCACAAGAUUUCCUUCUACAUAGAUUGACGCUUACACAAGUUGGAUUGGAUAUUUUGCAUCUUACUUAAGUACUUGAUACAGGAAAAAAAUGCGGCCGCGGUCGCGUUCCCGGGAACGGUCACGUUGUCGCGGGAACGGCUUGUAAUGGGGAAAUAGAACGUUUCGCAGCCGACGCGGCGUGAAUUUUUUUAAAAAAUUCACAUAAAUAUGUUUCAACCUUAUUUGCAUUUUUUUAGUUUAUGAAGCAUUAUUACAAAAUAAUACAAUCAAAUCUAAUCGAAUAUCAUGUUUCAUCAACUAUAUAAUUAAAUCAUAGAAAGAAUUUGGCCA